AUGCAAGUACGAAAAAAUGAUACUUCUCGUAUUUAUGCUUUAAAAACUAUUAGAAAAGCUCAUAUUGUAUCUAGAUCCGAGGUUAAUCAUACUCUUGCUGAGCGAACUGUUCUAGCUCAAAUUAAUAAUCCAUUCAUUGUACCAUUAAAAUUUUCUUUUCAAAGCCCAGAAAAAUUAUAUUUGGUAUUGGCUUUUGUUAAUGGCGGUGAAUUAUUUCAUCAUUUACAACGUGAAGGUAGAUUCGAUGAAGAAAGAUCAAGAUUUUAUGCCGCUGAACUAUUAUGUGCUCUAGAAUGUUUACACGAUUUUAACGUUGUCUAUAGAGACUUAAAACCUGAAAAUAUUCUAUUAGAUUAUUCAGGUCAUAUUGCAUUAUGUGAUUUCGGUUUAUGUAAAUUGAAUAUGACCGAAUCAGAAACAACAAACACUUUUUGUGGGACACCAGAAUAUUUGGCCCCUGAACUUUUGGUCGGUCAAGGAUACACCAAGACUGUUGAUUGGUGGACUUUAGGGGUUCUAUUAUACGAGAUGUUAACGGGUCUGCCACCAUUCUACGAUGAUAAUGUAAAUGAAAUGUAUCGUAAAAUUUUACAGGAUGAACUUAGAUUCCCGGAAGAAGUAGGCACCCAGGCUAAAAAUCCAAAUAAUCGUCUUGGUAAUAACGGAGCUCAAGAAAUUAAAGAUCAUACAUUUUUUGCUUCAAUUGAUUGGAGAAAACUCAUGCAAAAGAAAGUUCAGCCUCCGUUCAAACCAAGUGUUGAAUCAGCAAUAGAUACUUCAAAUUUUGAUGAAGAAUUUACUUCAGAAACACCUCAAGAUUCUUUAGUUAAUGACUCACAUCUAUCAGAAACUGUACAACAACAAUUUGCUGGAUUCACGUAUAAUCCUGCACAUGAAGGUGUUAUGAGUGGUAGUAUGGCUAAUUCAGAUUGA
Molecule: messenger RNA, 933 nt
Organism: Entrophospora sp. SA101
Lineage: Eukaryota; Fungi; Glomeromycota; Glomeromycetes; Entrophosporales; Entrophosporaceae
Source: the annotation of a GenBank genome assembly